AUGGUCACAGAUAGCAUGAAAUACAUGAAAGCUGAGGACUUGAGGCAUGCUGCAGAACAGUUAAAGUCAACUCGACCAGAUGAGAUGGCAGAGAUUGGUGAGAAGAUGGCCAAUGCAAUACCUAAGGAGCUAGCUUCUAUACGCUCCAGAGUAGACGCAAAUUUAACUUAUGAAUUGAAUGCAACUCAGAUGCUGAAAAAACAGCUAAGCAUAAAACACCUAUCGCCUCUCUUUUGUGGCUUACCAAAGAUUCUUAAGGAAGCUAAUAAGCGAAAUAAGAAUAUGUUACCACCUCCAUGGGCAAUAGUUGUUAUGUUCAUCCUAGGAUUUAAUAGAAUUUAUGACACUUUUAAGCUGCUUGUUAUUUUUGUGGAUUAUCUUCUUUUCAAAGCUUUGUGGGUCCAACUAGACAAAUCCGGUGAAUUUAGCAAUGGCAUGCUUCCAAGAAUUUUGUCUUUAUCCACGAAGUUUCAUCCUACAGUCACAAAUUUGCUAAGAAAACUAGCCGAAGAGGGGAAAAAGCCUGUUGCAACCCAACCACAAGUAUUAGGGGGUUUUCAAGGGGUGGUUUCAUCAUCUGGCUCAUCUGGUGUAACCACGGAAAAUGGAAAUGGAACUGAGUACCCGAAGGAUAUUGAAUUUGGUGUUUUAAGUGACAUGGCUGACAUUCAUAAAAAAAAACUUGCUGGAGAUCAAAGGCUGCAAGAGAUGCUAAAGCCCUUACAGAAGCUAAGGACAAACUGGAGAAGUGAGUUGAAGAGCUGA
This is a messenger RNA of Lactuca saligna, 765 nucleotides long. NCBI's taxonomy places the organism in Eukaryota, Viridiplantae, Streptophyta, Magnoliopsida, Asterales, Asteraceae. The record is from the annotation of a GenBank genome assembly.